AUGGCCUUCAUCAACGGUCGCCUGAAACCGGAGGGCGAGGACCGUUACAACUCGCACCGGCCGUGGAUGUGGCCCUUCUGCCUCAAGUCUCAAGUUUGGUUUGAUGUUGCCUUCCGCAUCGUGCUGCUGGGAAAUCCUAUAAUUUUCUGGAUUAAUCUGGUGUUCCUGAUGGUUGUCCCCGGCCUCAUCAUUGCUCACUACUACCGGCUGAAGCGAGGUCACACUGACAGGCCGCAAGUCAGAGAACGAAAAGAGAGGAUGAUAUUUGCCUGCAAGUGGCUCUUCCUGGCCUACCUCUUCCACUACAUCCCCUUUUACACUAUGGACCGCAUUCUUUACUACCAUCACUACUUCCCUGCCCUCCAGUUCUCUUCCAUGCUAACAGCCGUAGUAUUUGGUUAUGUACUUGAAUCACUGGAUACCUGGUUACCUAUAAGGAAAGCACGUCUAGCUUUCCACUGGGCCACUGGAGUUUUCUUUGCCAUUGUCCUCUACAGCUUCCACUUGUACUGUUAUGUCGGAUAUGGACACCCAACUGUCAGUGGCUUCAACCCUGACAAUUCCACUUUCAGAAAUAUUAGAUUCUUUGAUUCUUGGGAAAUUUAGGAACUAAAAGAUACCAUCAUAUAGAUUUAUAUUUAGUUAAAAGCAUAAGCAUUGUUAUAUAGUGAUAUAAGGGCAUUUUGUAAUUGUUUUGUAUGUGGGAUUUUUUUAUUACUUGCGUUGCCAUAUAACUGCCAUCCAAGACUAACUGUGAGUGUAUGAAAUAAAUGUGAUACUAUAUU
Molecule: messenger RNA, 785 nt
Organism: Penaeus vannamei (Pacific white shrimp)
Lineage: Eukaryota; Metazoa; Arthropoda; Malacostraca; Decapoda; Penaeidae
Source: RefSeq, a predicted model, not a curated record